GUACAGAAUCCUUUCUUCAGAUAAGACCAGCUGCAGGUUGCGAUGGGAAACACGGACAGUCAGAGCGGCUUCGUCCCUCCGGCAAAGUCGUCCUCCUCGCUCAGGUUCUCCUCUAGAAGGGAGGAGGUGCCGUCGGCUCGCAGCUGGUGGAGGAGCAGUCAGGGAGGCAGCAGGAGCCGGGGGAGGACGUAUAUGAACCAGCAUGCCGCCGGCCCGCCGUACACCUCCUGGCAUUAUGAACACGCAACCAGAGGAGGCUCCAAACUGGGAGCCGGCUCUCCUCAGAGGUUUAUCAGAGGGAACCAGUUCGGUUACUUGGAUAACGGAGGGGGGAGUAACGGCGGGUGUGGUGAGCGGACGUCCCUGGAGAGCGGUGGCGGUGGUGGCAGCCCCAAGGUGCUGCUCAGCAAAGAUGGCAGCAUGAGGGUGGAGUUCACCAACACCAGGGGAGUCCCCAUGGAGCCCCAGGGGCUCACCACCACCGCUGCCCCCCCAGUUGCAGAACCCUCCCUCCGCACAAGUAAAGGCAGCUCGCUCAGCUCCGACGGCUCCUGGUACGACUCGCCGUGGGGGGCCGGCGGUGAGCUGGUGGACAACGUGUUUGUCUGCGGGCCGAGUGUAGCUAACAGCAGUGGGUACACCACCUACUCUUCCUCCCGCACAGAGGAGACGGCCACCGACAGCAGCGGCUACAACACCGUCUUCUCAGCGCAGGUGGAUAUCUCACCGGGAUUUAACUCCAACCUCCUCUUCCCCGCCGCGCAGACCGUCAAGUUCACCGCCGCCGCCGGUUACAACACCUGCUCCUCCGGGCGAACGGAAGACAGCGGCAUCGGAGACUCGCUGAUCCUGCAGGCCGACAUGAGAGACUUCAGCCUGGCUUCACCUUCCUCCACCUCCCUGGACAGCGUUUACCACAACGCGCUGCCCGCCUUCCUCACCACACCGGACGCCUCCCUGCAGCGGAGGACCGCCUCCUCCUCGUCCUCGGCGCUGAUGCUGGAUGAUGUCAUCCAGGAGGAGGAGGGGUCAGGAGGAGGUGUGGAGCAGCGUUACUCCUCCAUGACGCUUCCCUGUCGCAGGGCCGAGGCCGCAGCCCCCCCCUCCACCUCCUCCGGGAACAGCCGCAAAGACUUCCUGAAGAGCCGAAUUCGACGACUCAGCGACUGGACAGGAAGUCUGAGCAGGAAGAAGAGGAGGAUCCAGGAGCCGUACGGCAGCGACACCAGUGAAGUUUUCAUCGACGGGUCGGACUCGUGGCGUGUUGGCUGCGGCACACUGUGGUCCUCCAACCCUCUGCAAACUCAGAACCAGAACCAGUUCCCAGCGGUCCACUGUGGCUCUUCCAGGAGCCUGAACCAGAACCAGAGCGGCGAUGUCCAGCGGCAGAACGUCUACGAGAACUUCAUGCAGGAGUUGGAGACGGGCUGCAGCAGCGUGGCGGACCGCACCGAGCCGUCGGAGGAGGAAGAGGAGGAAGAGGAGGAUGAAGAGGAGGAGGAGGAGGAGGAUGGAGAUGGGGAAGAGGAGGGGGGGGGAGGCGAGCAGCUGGACGUCCUGUUUGACAAGGAGCAGGGCGCGGUGCGACGGGCCGGAUGGCUCUCCUUCAAAGCUCUCAUCACAGUCAGCAAGGACAGGAAGCUGGAGCUGGUGGCUCGCCGCAAGUGGAGACACUACUGGGUCACACUCAAAGGUUGCUCUCUGCUGUUUUAUGAGACUUACGGGAAAAGCGUGAGCGCUGAGCAGGAGCUUUCUCCUCGCUACGCUCUGCUGGCCGACGACAGCAUCGUGCAGGCCGUCCCCGAACAUCCCAAGAAGGAACACGUCUUCUGUCUGAGCAACUCACACGGAGACGUCUACCUGUUCCAGGCCACCAACCAGACCGACCUGGAGAACUGGGUGACGGCGAUCCACUCUGCGAGCGCCUCGCUGCUGGCCAAGCGUCAGGGGAAGGAGGACACGCUGCGCCUGCUGCGCUGCGAGAGCCGCUCGCUGCUGCACAAGAUCGACAUGGACGGGAAGAUGAAGAAGAUGGCGGAGCUGCAGCUGUCCGUCAUCAAGGAGCAGAAGAACAGGAAGGCCGUGGAGAGCCAGAUCCAGCAGUGGGAGCAGAACCUGGAGAAGCUGAACCUGGAUCUGUUCCGGCUGCGCUGCUAUCUGUCCAGCCUGCAGGGCAGCGAGCUGCCCAACCCCAAGAGCCUCCUCGCUGUGGCCGGCCGGCCCUCCAAGAGCAUGCUGGGACGCCUGGGAGUCUUCUCCGUGUCCUCCUUCCAUGCUCUGGUGUGCAGCAGAGACAAGGGGACGCUGAGGCGGCGCUAUCGCUCCGUGUCCGGAGGAGGUGGCAGGAGGAGGGGGGGGCUGCCGUCCUCUCUGAAGGAGCUGGACGCACUGAAGACGCGCAUCAGGGACGGCAGACACACGGCCCAGAGAGAGGCGGCGCCCCCUGCAGGACGUCCUGCAGCUCUACAGCCGUCAGAAGCUUUUACUCUGAACGUCCGUCGACUCGACGCUGCCAAAGACUUUGGUUUUGCAGUGACGGGUCACGUGGACGGAGCGGGCGAAAGUCACGUCUACGUCAGCGAGGUCGACCCGCUGGGCCCGUCGGCCGCAGGAGGCCUCAGGGCGGGAGACGAGGUCCUGGCUGUGAACGGGGCUGUGGUGUCGGCUCUGGACCUGGACCUGAUGCAGAGUCUCUUCAGCCCCCAGAAGCUGCAGCUACUGCUCAGGAGGGACGAGGAGCCCGCGGAGCCCCCGGCCCCCCCCCGCCCCCCCCUUCUGCAGACGGUUGUCCUGCUUCCUGUUUGUGACGGCGAGCUGCAGAGACGGGAGGACGAGGAGAUGCUGGAGGAGGAGGAGGAGGGCGGCGGCGUGCUGCAGCGGGCCGCCUGCUGCCUGAGCUGCCGGCAGCCGGCCGAGAGCCUCGUACUGCUGAACGUGGAGCGGGUUCACGCUCUCUAUCAAACCUUCCCAGAAUGCCGAGCGGCAGAGACUGAUGUUCCCAGGAACCCGUACAGCCGGGAGGCCGGCCUGCAGCCCCCGAGCCCCGCCCACCUCAGUGUGUGUCAGCGUCUGCGGAAAGUCAUCCAGGAGCUGGUGGACACCGAGAAGUCCUACGUCAAGGACCUGGUGUGUCUGUUCGAGCUGUACCUGACGCCGCUGCAGAAGGAGCCCUUCCUCAGUAAAGCAGAGAUGGAGGCGUUGUUCGGCAGCCUGCCGGAGAUGUUGGACUUUCAGAAGGUUUUCCUUCAGACGCUGGAGCAGAGGAUCGCUUCCUGUCCCAACUUCAGCAGCCUAGAGACACCGGGGCAGUUCAAGAAACUCCUGUUUUCGUUGGGAGGGUCUUUCCUGUACUACGCCGAUCACUUCAAGCACUACAGCGGCUUCUGUGCCAAUCACAUCAAAGUCCAGAAGGUCCUGGAGAGAGCGAAGACGGACGGAGCCUUCAAACACUUCCUGGAGGCGAGGAAUCCGACCAAUCAGCACUCGUCGUCUCUGGAGUCGUACCUGAUCAAACCUGUGCAGAGAGUCCUGAAGUAUCCACUGCUGCUGAGAGAGCUGGUGUCUCUGACCGACCCCGAGAGCCCCGAACACACACACCUGACAGAGGCGCUGAGAGCGAUGGAGAAGGUGGCGACUCACAUCAAUGAGAUGCAGAAGAUCUAUGAGGACUACGGCUGCGUGUUCGACCAGCUGGCUGCAGAGCACAGCGCUCCUGACAAACAGGUGACGGAGAUCUCGAUGGGGGAGUUUCUGAUCCACUCGUCGGUGGUGUGGUUGAACCCGCUGCCCUGCCUGGGACGCCUGAGGAAGGAGCCCGAGCUCACGCUGUUUGUGUUCAAGCGAGCCGUCAUCCUGGUUUACCGUGAGAACAUCAAGCUGAAGAAGAGGAUGACGGUGUCUCGCUCAGCUGAUCUGGACCCCUUCAGGUUCCGCUGGUUAAUCCCAGUUUCAGCGGUUCAGGUCAGACCGGCCAACAUCACAGGCUCGGAGAACGAGUGUGUGUGGGAGCUGGUCCACAGCCGGUCGGAGGUGGAGGGCCGACCGGAGACCGUGUUUCAGCUCUGCAGCAGUGGUCUGGAGACGAAGGCCAGCGUACUGCGAGCUUUGCGCUCCCUCCUCAGAGACCGAGCGCCCGCCGGCUCCCUGAGGAGGACCCGGCUGUCGACGGAGAGGAGCAGCUCCUGGAGGAGGAGGCAGCAGCGGUGUCGCUCCGACAGCCAGAGGACCGUGGAGGAGAGCCGCAGGGCCGGCAUCGGCUCCAUCCUGGGAGAAACCUGCUCGGAGCCCCUGCUGCCCCGCCGCGCCGCCUGCGACCCCACCGGGAAGAGAACCAGACUCUGCUCCCUGACCAGCGAGCUGGAGGCCCAGCUGCAGAGGCUGAACUUCACCGAGGAGGAGGCGGAGCGAGGAGCGGCGUCUCAGAGCGGCGACCGGAGGCACGUGGAGAAGAGGCGGAGCUCCAGUCUGCGACGGACCGCUGCAGGGGAAGCACCGGACAUCCUGCUGGAGAGAGACUUCAGCGUGCAGAGCAUGACCUCCAUGAUCAACGAGGACUGUUUCUACGACAGCGUGCUCGGGACACAUCCGGCUGCUGUGCCCACGCUGCAGGGCUGACACGCUGCAGGGCUGACACGCUGCAGGGCUGACACGCCAGCCCGCACGACAAACUCCGGUUACACAACACACCUUAAGUUUUCUCCUUCAGUUUGACACUUACUGCUGUCGCUCACACGGGUCUUCAAAUGUCUGAAAAUACACAAAAAAAACUAUUUAACGCACAAAGCAUGGAAGACAGAACCUCGAGGACUCACCUGAGCUUACAUACCUGCUGAUCAUUAUUUAAUAUCUUCUGUCAGUUUGUCUGUCAGGUUUUUACUUUCUUCACUUUGAGGGAUUCUGUAAUUGAAGAACACCUUAAACAACAAGUGAACAAGUGAAGGGAACUGUAAGGAGAACAUUUAAAGGUGCAACAGAUCUUAAGGUUUUAAAUUCUCACAUCACGAGGAUCUCAUUGAGCAACAUGUGGGAAAUAAAACCUGAGAACCAGCGGAGAAGUUUCAUCAAACUGAAUCUGAUCCUCCCCGUCUGAAGUCAUGAAGUUAUGAACUCAUGAAGUUAUGAAG
Messenger RNA from Cottoperca gobio, 5123 nucleotides. Its product is annotated as T-lymphoma invasion and metastasis-inducing protein 2-like. Lineage: Eukaryota; Metazoa; Chordata; Actinopteri; Perciformes; Bovichtidae. Gene Ontology annotation, biological process: activation of GTPase activity; small GTPase-mediated signal transduction. The record is from RefSeq and is a predicted model, not a curated record. Gene Ontology annotation, molecular function: protein binding; guanyl-nucleotide exchange factor activity. The transcript is spliced from 24 exons. Bases 43 to 4614 code for a protein of 1523 amino acids.